Mycotypha africana is the source of this 576-nucleotide messenger RNA. RefSeq lists its product as uncharacterized. The record is from RefSeq and is a predicted model, not a curated record. NCBI's taxonomy places the organism in Eukaryota, Fungi, Mucoromycota, Mucoromycetes, Mucorales, Mycotyphaceae. The transcript has a single exon. Bases 17 to 511 code for a protein of 164 amino acids.
GCAUAGACUUUGCAGCAUGAAGACUACUAUUCAUUGUCUUUCAUCCAAUAUUCUCUCUCUCAUAACUAUCCUGUUACUUUAUAUUGUAUAUGCUUUUUCAAUCGAAAAUAGUGAUAACUUAUCUCCUACAACAGCAAGACAAUUUGAUUGUGUUUAUAAAACUCUAAGAAGAGAUUACGGGAUUGAGUCUUCUUUAGAUGAAGAAGGAGAUAGUGCAGGGGAUGAUAAUAUUUGGGCAAGGAACCUUACUAUUAUCACUUAUUGGAGAAAACAGAACUUCACUACAUUCAAAUUAGAUCGUCAAACUGAAAUUAUUGAGCGGUGGGCGUUUACAUCGUUUGCACAUACGCAUGGAAACACUACUACUGGUCAAGCUAUGGAGUUUUGCUCGAGAGAUCCUGUGGAGGGUUUCGGAAUUAUCUUUGUUCAGCUGGUCGCGAGAGCGUUCAAUUGUGUAUUUCAACAAGUUUUCAAAAGCUGCGGCAGUAGCGCCAAUACCAUAACAGCCUAAGCUAUUGCUACAACAAUUAUAUUUAUUCAUAUGUUGCUUAACCAGAACAAGAAUAGAGAAGAAAU